UUUUGCAGGGUAAAUCCUGGACGUGCUGAAGGUACAAAACCUACGCAGAGAUUACUGCAAGAUUCUACAAAGAAAUGUAAAAUAACCAAAGUUAUCUGGACUCAAGUAAACAGAAAUAUUUAACGCAGUACAGCAAGGAACUUAUAAAUACAUUAUUUUGUGUUUCUAGCUUCUUUCACUCAGAGGGACUAUUUUGAAUCAGAUGUCCACUAUUUCAUCUUUGUGUUGUGCAAGUCCAUAAAAUGUUCACUGUUCCGUAAAUUGCCUCUAAAUUAGGAGGUUGAAAUACCCAAAAAUGCGAGCAAUGUCGCAGCUGCGUGUUAUAUAGAAGCGAAUCGUGAAACCUUCACUAUAUAGGAGAGUACUUCUUGCCACUGUUUACAGAGGGAGACGAUGUUUUCAUGUGGGUUCGUGUGUCUCCGCUACUGAUGGGUGGGGUCUCAUCUGAGACCUUUUUGGAUGGUGAUGCACUGGCCGACGCCGGGGGCAGAGCAGAAGGGAGCUCUGUUCUCCACAGAGGAAAUGGGCGUUCUCCUUGGAAACUUUGGAGUGGAGAGCCUGCGGAAAGUAAAUAAACAAAGGAGGUGUGGCACAUCUGGACGAGAGUGUGGACCACCAAAACGGGCACAACGUCGCAAAGCACAGGAGCUGCUGCCAAGCUGCAGAGAUCUGAUUGAGGAGAGCAAACAAUAACCAGGGGUUUUAAAAAUGGCAUACUUACUCAUUUCUGUUACCCUGCUGCAUCUCAUCACCCUAGCUAUGCUGUUUAUUGCGACCAUGGAAAAGUCCUGGUGGGUGUGGAAUCCCACGGAAACCUCAGAUCUUUGGUACAACUGUAGGUUUGACAAUGACACAGGAAGCCGGCUGUGUGCAACCAUCAAAGAGACGGAGUGGCUUCAGGCUGUGCAGGUCCUCAUGAUUCUCUCAGUGGUCUUCUCCUCAGUCUCCUUCCUGGUGUUCUUGGGUCAGCUGUUCACCAUGUCGAAGGGCGGGCUCUUCUACUUCACGGGACUGUGUCAAGUCUUUGCAAGUCUGACAGCUUUUUCUGCCGCAGUCAUCUACACCCUGCAUAAUAAGGAAAUCCUCCUGGACUCAAAAAUCCAGACCUCGGGGGAUUUUGGCUACUGCUUUAUCCUGGCCUGGGUGUGCGUCCCUUUGUUGUUGAGUAGUGGGGUUUUGUACAUCCACCUGCGUAAGAAAGAAUGACCAAAGGAAAUCUACGUCAGCAGCUUCGGGGGUUAAUAAAACUAGCUGCAGAAUUUCAGAAAUAAGACACCUGAAGAAGCAAAAGUCUUUAGCUAAUGUGAUCAUUUUAGAUAUCAAAGCAAAAUAUAUAUUUCACCUAACCAGCUAUCCUUAGUCAGGGAGUUCUAGAUUAGUAUGGAUCACCUGCUGUAAUAGACCAUUAAGGUAUGUCUUUGAGUAAUGACUUUACCUCAAUUCUUGUAUGUAGAACGCAUUGUGUAACAUCUUUUAAUAAAUAUUGCAAAAAAAAGAA
Messenger RNA from Fundulus heteroclitus (mummichog), 1498 nucleotides. It is a transcript of the gene emp3b, whose product is annotated as epithelial membrane protein 3b. Bases 709 to 1206 code for a protein of 165 amino acids. The transcript has 5 exons. NCBI's taxonomy places the organism in Eukaryota, Metazoa, Chordata, Actinopteri, Cyprinodontiformes, Fundulidae. The record is from RefSeq and is a predicted model, not a curated record. Gene Ontology annotation, cellular component: plasma membrane.